Rhincodon typus (whale shark) is the source of this 5609-nucleotide messenger RNA. RefSeq lists its product as uncharacterized. The transcript is spliced from 9 exons. The record is from RefSeq and is a predicted model, not a curated record. NCBI's taxonomy places the organism in Eukaryota, Metazoa, Chordata, Chondrichthyes, Orectolobiformes, Rhincodontidae. Bases 278 to 1435 code for a protein of 385 amino acids.
UCGCCUUGCAUGAAUUUUGGGAACGGUGCGAAGUGAAAUCGUCUCUACCCCACCCCAGCUCAGGCACAGACACCGGUUCCCAAGCCAACGCUGAAGCUGCACAUUGUGCUGGGAAAUCACAUGUGAGGGGGUGGGUUCGUACAUUUCGCUCGCUGUCUGUCUGUGUCAGUGUGUGUGCAAUCGGGACAUGUGUUAGCACCAGCUUCCCAGCGAUGUGAGCUAUUCCUCAAGAUCAAGACCUUUAAGACCAGGAGGUAACACCCAAUAUCUACUCCCUAUGAAGAAAUCGGCUUCCUUGUGCAAACUUCAGGCACUCUGCUGCUUGUGUCUUCUGUUAUUUCUGCCUGUUACUGCAACAGAAAAAUGGUGCAACAUCUACGAUAACGUCAAAUGGUUAACAGGAGAGCUUCAGAUUGAGAUCAACAAUCUGAAUGAUAAUCUGCUUCCGAGUAUGAUAAAGUACAACACCUUUACAAAUGUGAAAGCUGCUGCAUUGACUGAUCGCUGUUUUAUCAUUGUUACUGCUGAGCAACUCAACAACACUCUCCAGCUCCUGAUGAGCCACUUUAUGACAAAUUCAAGCAAUUACAAUCUGACUCAACGAGUGGUGAAUUACCUGGAAAGAAUUUACAAAGAUUCCUCUGAUGAAAGCUCCCAUCAAUGCUUGAUGCCAGACACGAAGGUUGUUACAGGGUGUAAAAGUGAUCUGUUUGCUUACUUCCAUGCUGUCUUGGAUCACUAUAUAUACAUAUUUGACCAGUGCAAGUCAGUAAAACAAGCCACAGAGCAGUCAGAGGGCUAUCUUUCCUUCCUGAAAGCCUCCAACAUUGCUGUUGCUUCAAAUUGCUGCCUGAUUGACCUGCACAAUGGAUCAAGUUCAAGCUAUUUUUACAGAAACUCUCCCACAAAACCUUUGUAUAAUGCGAGUACGCCAGAACCUUUCUGCUCCUUGAUGUCUCCUGUACAGAGUGUAACUCGUUACAAGCUUAUCCCCAGCAUAGAAGCCACGUCUGCAGUGACCAGUGUAGUCACAGAAGAUGAAAGUGCAAACACUGUUACUAAAAAGGAUACAUUAUUUGGCAGCACAACUGAUGACCCACAUCACAGCAGCGUCAACUUAAUGCAAGCAGAGGCUAAUAAUGGUGGAAGUACUGUGCCUAAUAUGCUGCCUGCGUCAAUCUCUGCUACGUCUCCAUCACAGACUAUCAGGGGAUCCACUGGAAAAGCAGGAACAGUUAAUCCACUUGAGCAGCACCCAAACUCCCAUAUAUUUCAAUAUCUAUUCAUAGGAACUGCAGUUGCACUGGUUCUCGCACUCGCUGCACUCGUUCAUUCACAUUUCAAGAUAAAGAGGCUGAAGCAAGGGUUCUGGAAUGAAGUCUUCCGAGUCCGUAACUCAGCAGCCAGUGAAAGCUUCCUGGUAACGGAAGUCUAAGGGUGAUAAAGGAGUGGGAGAACGCUUUGUGAACUCCAUGGGCACUGGCUUCCAUGAAGCAACAAAUGGCUUUUCUUCACGUAUUAAUGCAGCUGGAAAUCCCCUCAAAUUCCCCUGAAAUGUUCAGUGAAGCCUGAACUGUGUGUUAUCAUCGUGCUGGAUACUGGCUGCAACAAACUGGGCUGCACCCCGAGCAAUUUGAGCACUCGAAUUAGCAGUGGUGAAAAGACAAACAAUCUAAGGUCCCUGCAGCACACAAAAGAGACUUUACAUUUUAUGUGACGUCACCAACUGGGCAAUACUGGCAGCACAAUGAGCAGUUUUGUGUUUAAAAGCAGAGAAGGAGUAUGAGCUGAAUAAUUCCUCCCAACUUGUCCUAUACCUAGCUGUUUCUGUUGCUUCGAGUUAAUCGAGGGGAGUGUGAGCUGUAACAGUCAUUCAAGACUUUCUGCAAACAGUUGCCUCUUAAUGAGAAAUUAUUUUUAUAUUUACAAAAGAGAAACUGCAUAAAGAGUAGAAUAGUAGCCAAAGCAAGAGUUAGAGUCUUCAAAAGUUACCAAUAUUCAUUGAGCUUAUCGACUGGCAUCACCAAGUCACAUCAUGUUAACAAUUUCUGGUCGCCAUGGCAUCACUGAGUCAACUUGAUGCAAUGUCACUAUUGAUUUAUUAAUCUAUUAACACUUGGUCUUUGUAGAGCUUCUAAUCCAAUGGUGUCAACUCAGAUCACUGGAUUACUAUUGGGCCUUAAAGACAUCAAGCCUACUCUCCUUUAAAGGCUCACCUGAAAUCUGUAAAUUGUACUUUGCCUCAACUGUGCUACAACUUCUUCCAGCUCCAAGAAUUCUGUUGAUAAUGAAGUUGUGUUUAGUUUGUUGGUUCCUGAUAGCACUGACAAUGUUGGAAAGUUGAGAUGAAUACAUUUUUAAAAUAAUUUCCACCAGCGUACGUGAAAAAUGUGAUUUCAGAAUAACUUUGUUUAAGUGAAUUUUAAUGUACCGCUGUACUUCCUUGACUAACGUGUGGGCGUAUGGUGUAGAAUUUUCACCAACUUGAUUGGAAAAUUAAUGUGUAUCUGCACUUCCAUUUUCUCAGCACUUUUUUAAAAAUUGGUGAUUGUUCAUAUUUUGCGCUUUUUCUCUUUCAUUCUUUAAUGGAUGUGAUAGAUUUUGUUCCAUUGCUCAAAUGGUUUUCUUCAGUAUUACCAAUUGCCACUAAUUAUUAAUGCCAAAAUCCUAAUCCCUGCCUUUAUCAAGUCAAAGCUUCCAAAGCUGCCUCUCCCAUCAUAUGUCAACCUCCCCCCAACUCCCUCGAACAGCCACAUGUAUGAGUUCCUUGGCCUCUGUCAUAAGAUGCUACAGGCCAUUCAGCCACUCGAUCCUGUUCCAUUAUGCAGUAGUGGUACUUUCAACUGAUGGCUUUAGCUCCUACUUCUAAUGCCUCUUUUCCCUCUGCUAGCGGGUCUCAGGAGGCACAAACUGCCUCUCCUGCAUAGUUUGGAUUCUUGCUCUCUUUAUUCUACUGUCAUUUCCAUAGCUGCUAAAACAAAAAAAGAACCAGACUGCAUUACUAUCACUAUAGCACUUUUAACUUAGUAAAAUAUCCAUUGGUACUCCACAGAAGAUUUCAUUAAACAAAUUCUGCCAAAUAUUAGAAUAGGUAAUCAAAAGUUUUGUCUUCCGGUAGGUUUUUAAAGAGUGCCUUAAACAGAGAGCCUCGAGAGAAAAUUCCAGAGCUGAAGUCCUGUGUAUCUGAAACAGUAGCUACCAAUGGAGUGAACAAAAUUGCAGUGGUACACAAGACCAGAAUUGAUGGAAUGCGGGUAAUUUCAGAGGGUUACAGGGUUCGAGGAGGCUGUAGAACUAAGGGAGGGUGAGAACAUAAAGUUGGCAGACACUAGCUGUACAGGAUCUGGUGAGGUUGCACCUUAAUCUCUUUCCUUAAAUAUUUAUAUACCUACUCAGAAAUAGUUCAGGGAAUGUUCACUUGACUGAUUCCUAGGAUGGAGAGGCUGUCUUAUGAGGAAAGGUUGAGCAUAUGCUCUUAGAAGUUUGGAUGAAUGAGAGGUGAUGUUAUUGAAACAUGUAAAAUUCUAAAGAUGUUUGACUGGUUUGACAUUGAGAGGAUGUUUCCUCUCAUGGUGAAAUCUAGAAGUAGGGAACACAGAUUAAAUAUUAGGAGUCUCGUGUUUAAGAGGAGGAAUUUUUUUCUCUCAGAUGGUCUUCUCUUUGGAAUUCUCUUCCAGAGUGAGCAGUGGAGGCCAGCUUAUUGAAUAUAUUCAAGGCUGAGUUAACAGAUUGUUGAUUGACAAAUGAGUCAAGCAUUGUAGGGGACCAUGCAGGAAGGUGGCAUUAAGGUUACAGUCAUAUCUGUUAUGAUUCUAUUGAAUAGCAGAGCAUGUUUGAGGGGCCAAAUAGCCUAUUUCUGAUCCUAUUUCUAAUGAUCAAAACAGAAAUGAUCAUGUCUUGGCAAGCAGGGAAGAUGGGGAAAUGGGAUUUGGUGCAAGUUACAAAUGGGCAGACUUGGUGACGGAGAGGAUUUUCCUAAAAACCUGUUGCCUGAUAUCUUUACAGUCCCACGGUAAUGUUUUUAGAAAUCCCAAAAGGAAAUGCUGGUAAAUGGGACAAGAUUAAUUUAGGAUAUCUGAUCGUCAUGGACGAGUUGGAUUGAAGAGUCUGUUUCUGUACUGUACAACAGCAUGACACUUUGACCUCUCUUUAACUUUGUUAUCAACCGCCUUCUCAAGUUCUGUUUUCUCCUUCUCGCUCUUGCUUUCAGUUCUUAUCUUCCUCUACACUGCAUUGCAAUUUGGGAUAUCGCUGUCUGUAUACAGAACUCUAGUAGCCAUUGAAGUCAUUGUGAGCCAUUUUUAGCUACCUGAGCUUCCAAAAAUGAUAAUACUAUCUACUGCAUGUUUGUCACAGUAUUAUUACACAGCAGAAUAAAAAUUUAAUUGGAUAAGAAUUAUUAGCAGCAAUCUGGGAAUUAUAUAGAUUGGGAAAGGAAUUCAUGUGGCAAUGACAGGUUUGUUUUGUGUUGAUGCUGGAACAAGAUAUCGUAAUAGUUUAGAUUAUGUAUUUGACACCAUUAACAUACCAGAAUGUAAGCUGGACUGAUGAUGGGGUGCCUACUCAGGUUUGAUUUAUUCCUUAAGCUUUCUUUAUGUUGCCUCCAACCACCCUGCCCAGUCAAUCAACCGUUUUCUUACCAUUUCCUUUAACUAAAGAGAAUUUUGAAAAGAGAUUCAGAGAUAGUGGGAACUGCCGAUGCUGGAGAAUCUGAGAUAACAAGUUGUAGAGCUGGAUGAAGGCUCCAGACCGGAAUCGUCAGCUUUCCUGCUCCUCUGAUGCUGGUUGGCCUGCUGUGUUCAUCCAGCUCUACACCUUGUUAUCUCAGAAUUUUCAAAAGCUUUUUUUUCAAUUAUUUUUUUCUCCCUGGUUGUCCUGGGGAUUAAUCUUUAAUUCCUAGCAAUGCUGGGAGAUUGGAAACAUGUAGACCUGUCAUGUUCUUCAAACAUCAGGAGUAGGUAAGCUCUUUCAUGUGUGUAACCAAAACCGUACACCCAGUUUAAACAGCCUCUGUGUUUUGCUGCACAAAGUGCAAGAGACAACCUUCUCCACUAGGUUUCAUUGGCUAAAUGACCCUGAAAGAAGACAUGCAAUAUUUAAGCUGGCUCACUGCUUAUACAUCUUGCUGUGAUGGAUUCACAACAUGAAUAAGUUUCCUAAAUGUGGCUUUGCAACAUGUUCAACAUAGCGUUGUGGUGUUUUCAUUUGAAGAAGAGAGCUUCGUGCACUUUUGACGUUAGCUGGUGAUGUAAGAAUGUCAGUGAGAUAUACAGACAUUCUCUUGGUAGGCCAUGGUGGUUUGCAAGCUGAUUUAAGAACAGCCUUCCAGCCAGGGGAUACUGUACAACAACGUUACUGCAAAUGUGACAUAUUGAUGUACUUGACGUUUGACUUCCUCUGAAACCUGACACAUUUUGACAAGUUGAGUGGUCUACCAGCGAAGUGUGACUGUCUUGAUAUUUUUUGAUGUAAUGUGUGGGUUUCACCUUAUGAGGAGACAUGACAUGAGCUGGCCUUGUGUUGAGGGUUGCUUCUGCUUCUGUUUCUAUAUUGUAUUCAAGGCACAGUGCAUAGCAAACUGAAGAUUAAAUGUACCAAUUACCAUGUGA